GCAAACAACGUCUUUAAAGGCAGGCACAUGCUGCGAGACGUUCGAGAUUGCCUAAAUAGUUGGCGAAGACUCCCCUCGGUUACAUUGUUAAUGGAUCUAAUUGAACAAUAAACUUUGAAACCCAAAGUCACCAUCAAUUCUAAGACUCUUACAAACUCUACAUCAUCCGAAUUAUCUUUGUCACGAUAGACGUUCGGUUGUCACCUAAUAAAAAAGGGUUAAACUAUUUGAAUUGAGUAUAAGCUUAUUACUUACCCUAAUCAUUAUACCUUAAGUACGAUUAAAAUUAUGAUCAAUUAAGCAAUAGACCACCUCACUUCCAAGUUGAAAAGUCAUCAUAUCCUAGCUUCGAAAAGUUCGGACCUUGCGAUAUCAGCAGCUAUGUCUACGGUCGAAGAAGCGGGCGUAGGCGAUGGGGCCCUAAGCAACGACGUCCUUUUGGUCUUCUUCCCUUUUGCAGAGAGAAAGGAAUGGAUAGAACACAUUACCAGUCGCUUCAAAGGCCUUCAAGUGCGGUGGGCCAAUGCGAUAAACCCCGACCAUUCCGUCGUAGAAGCUACAGAUAUCGCCGCGGAGCUGUGGGACGGCGUAACUAUACUCUCCACGUUUAGGCCGCCUCCGGCCGAGCUGAUACCAAACGUCCGCUUCGUCCAGGUUACCUCGGCCGGUGUGGAUAGGUGGCCGAGCCAUCCUACAUAUCAGGACGAGAAAGUCAAGUUCUCUACCUCGAACGGUAUUCACGCGCCGCAGAUCGCGGAAUGGGUCAUUGGCGCCUGGCUUUCGCAUCAACAUAACUUCCUACACUACGCUUCGAACAUGAAGGCGGGAAACUGGGAAUCACCCUUUGCAUCCCGUAUUCAGGAUUCAACUGGACAGCGAAUGGGUAUCUUAGGAUAUGGCGCAAUCGGCAGGCAAUGUGCACGCUUAGCUACUGUCUUGGGCAUGGAGGUCUAUGCUUAUACGCGCAGUGAACGGUCUACCCCCGAGUCGCGCAAAGAUGACAGCUACUGCGUGCCGGGUACCGGCGACCCUGAUGGGAUUUUACCAGCCAAGUGGUUCCACGGCACGAGGAAGGAAGACGUCAACGAAUUCCUUGCCCAAGGCCUCGACCUACUAGUUAUUAGCUUACCGCUAACACCAGAGACGCGACAUAUUAUAUCUGACGAGCAGUUCGAGAUCCUUAGUAAGAGCAAGACCUUCGUGGCAAAUAUCGCGAGGGGCGGCCACAUCAACCAAGAUGCGCUCAUUAAGGCGCUAGAGACAGGUCAGAUUCGGGGGGCUGCGCUAGAUGUGACAGAUCCAGAGCCCCUACCCAGUGAGCAUCCACUGUGGCGGGCCCCUAAUAUCCUCAUCACUCCGCACGUAAGCUGGAAGACCGAACACCUCUGGGAUAGAUUGCUGGACAUCCUAGAACUUAACCUUGAAAAGCUAGCUACUGGGAAGCCGCUUAUCAACGUAGUGAAUCGCAAGCUUCACUACUAAUAGAAGGUAGGGGAGAGCAUAGAAGGAUGAUAAGCAUAAGUAAUUGAAGCUUUCGGCUAGAAACAGCAGUAAGGAGACGAAUAGAGUAUACCUAGAUGUGAAUAGAUCCCGGUUAUGGUCCUACGAGUAUGUAGGGACCUUUUGAUAUAACCUCAA
Daldinia vernicosa is the source of this 1638-nucleotide messenger RNA. RefSeq lists its product as uncharacterized. The coding region runs from base 382 to 1482 and encodes 366 amino acids. Gene Ontology annotation, molecular function: NAD binding. NCBI's taxonomy places the organism in Eukaryota, Fungi, Ascomycota, Sordariomycetes, Xylariales, Hypoxylaceae. The record is from RefSeq and is a predicted model, not a curated record. The transcript has 3 exons.